AUGAAGAAAAAAUAAAGGCAUAUUAAAAACAGACCUUGUUACAGAAUCUGAGUAAUGAAGAAAUAAUGACCACACAUAAUCAAGAUUUUUAAGCUAACGCAUCACCUUAACGAAUUAGCUAAUAAAUAUUGCAGUCGAAAAAGAUCGAAGUAAAAAAAGCAGGUUAAACAAUCUAAGCCUUAAUAUAAUGCACAGGACUCCGAUAUUGAUAACUCUUUAGCAUCGGAAGAACACUAGGAUGACACCCUAAAUGGUAUCCAUUUAUUUUGUGAAUAGCGUGGAUCUGGUCUUUAUAAAAAAAAGCCUCAUAUUAUAAACACAUACGUUAAAAGCACUUAAGAAAAGCUCGAAUCAAAAACAAGUAUAAAAAAGUUUGAAUUAAAGCAAAAUGAUGAUGUGAAUUGAAUUAACAAUUGAACAUUACAUU
This is a messenger RNA of Paramecium octaurelia, 427 nucleotides long. The record is from the annotation of a GenBank genome assembly. Lineage: Eukaryota; Ciliophora; Oligohymenophorea; Peniculida; Parameciidae.